UCAUUUUUAUUUUUAUUUUAGUCUUUUAUGAUCCCGAUUGUGGUAAUACACCUGAUGCUUUAGAUCAUGCAGUACUUGCUGUUGGUUAUGGUACAUUAAAUGGUGAUGAUUAUUGGCUUGUUAAAAAUUCUUGGUCAACUUAUUGGGGUAAUGAUGGUUAUGUAUUGAUGUCUCGUAGAAAUAAUAAUUGUGGUGUAGCAACAGCAGCAACAUAUGUUAUUGUUCAAUAA
Molecule: messenger RNA, 230 nt
Organism: Rotaria sordida
Lineage: Eukaryota; Metazoa; Rotifera; Eurotatoria; Philodinida; Philodinidae
Source: the annotation of a GenBank genome assembly